Molecule: messenger RNA, 5694 nt
Organism: Maylandia zebra (zebra mbuna)
Lineage: Eukaryota; Metazoa; Chordata; Actinopteri; Cichliformes; Cichlidae
Gene: ssh1a
Product: slingshot protein phosphatase 1a
Biological process (GO): protein dephosphorylation; negative regulation of actin filament polymerization
Molecular function (GO): phosphatase activity; actin binding
Source: RefSeq, a predicted model, not a curated record
UUUACAUGAUCUCACACUGCUUCAAUAAUGUUGAGGUCCGAGCUCCUGGGAGGCCAAUCCAUGACUGGUAGUGUUUUCUAUCCCGGUCUCUUUUUACUGCAUUGGCAGUGUGUUUGGGAUCAUUGUCAUUUCAUUUCAAAAACUUUAAUGUGCUGAAUUAAAAUCAGAGAUUUCGUUAAUAAUGAAGAAAUGUUUAAAAAAAAUGGGCAGAUUCUGUGGCAAGUUCUGUCCUGUUCUGCAUAUCCAUCAGUAUCAGAAUAAUCCACCGACAGUCAGAAAUACAUUACCUGGUGUAAAGCAAAAAGGAUACGUUAAUAAUCAGCAAUAAAAAUAAAAUUGCCAUUCCUGUCUCAUGAAGCCACACCUCAACACAGAUUGACGGGGACACACACACACGCAGAAGCAACACUUUAAGUAUAUUCAGAUAUGCCAUUAUAUUGAUUCAUUAUUAUAAAAGCAGUCAGAACAGCAAUAACAACAAUAAUAAUAAUAAUGAAAUUGUUAUUGUACUUUGGGUCGCAUUUUGCACAUUAUUAUGAGUCAAGUCACGCCUACUUCUGAACAAAAUAGUAAAAACAUAUUUCAGACAUUGCUUAUUUUUCGUAUAUCUGUAAAGCUUUUUGAAUAUUUCUUUCUUUCGCGAUUUUUACAUUUUGUUCCUACCCACGAGUGUGGUUUUACAUAGCCUUGUUUGUGUUUUCGAUCCUGUUGUAAAUAGCCUGUUAUGUAAACCUGAAUUGCCUCGUUUAAAGGUCGCAUACAAACAGGCUGCUGUACAUGUCAGUUGCCGUGAUGUCACUGUUAUUCAUAGGUUUAGCAGUUAUAUUAUGACUACAUAAUUACAAAAGAAGUGUCGCCGGGAUGGAUUGAAGGCAUAACUUCCUUCAUCGGGGGCCCUGCCUGAAAGGAUAAUUCGGCUCGGUUCCCUCCAAUCAUCAGUCUCUCUGUCAGCUGUAUGUAUCGUUAGCCCAGCAGCUAGCUGCAGCUCACCAGGCCAGAGCGGCCGGCCGGUGCAUCAUCAUCCUCAGCUCCCAGCCAUGGCGUUGGUUACUCUGCAGCGGUCCCCGACCCCGAGCGCCGCUUCCACCGCCAGCACAGCAACUACGACCGCGGGGGAGGAUUUUGGGAGUGAAGAUGAACGGCGAGUAAAUCUGAGCCUGAGUGAGAGCUUCUUCAUGGUGAAGGGUGCUGCUCUCUUUCUGCAGCAGGGAAGCAGUCACCAGGGCCAGAAAGCACAUCCUCAUCACAAACAUGCAGGUGACUUACCUCAACACCUGCAGGUGAUGAUAAACAUUCUUCGAUCAGAGGACAGAAUCAAACUGGCGGUACGGCUGGAGAGUGCAUGGUCAGAUCGUGUGCGGUACAUGGUGGUGGUGUACACCAGUGGGCGACAAGACACAGAGGAGAACAUCCUUCUGGGAAUCGACUUCACCAACAAAGACUGUAAAAGCUGCUCGAUAGGCAUGGUGCUACCUCUGUGGAGCGAUACAAAGAUCCACUUGGAUGGAGAUGGGGGUUUUACUGUGAACACGGCAGGUCGGACUCAUGUCUUCAAACCCGUGUCAGUGCAGGCUAUGUGGUCAGCCCUGCAGGUUCUGCACAAAGCAUGCGAGGUUUCACGCAGGUAUAACUAUUUCCCUGGAGGAAUGGCUCUCACCUGGAUGGGCUACUAUGAGAGCUGCAUUGCUUCAGACCAGAGCUGCAUCAACGAGUGGAACGCCAUGAAGGACUUGGAGACCACACGACCAGACUCACCCACCAUGUUUGUCGACAAGCCUUCAGAGAGAGAGAGGACAGAGUGCCUUAUUAAAGCAAAACUCAGAAGCAUCAUGACGUGCCAGGACCUUGAGAACGUCACCUCCAAACAGAUCCGUACAGAGUUGGAGCAACACAUGAACUGCAACCUUAAGGAAUACAAAGAGUUCAUUGAUAAUGAGAUGCUGUUGAUCCUGGGUCAGAUGGACAAAGCCACCCUCAUCUUUGACCAUGUCUACCUGGGCUCUGAAUGGAAUGCAUCUAAUUUGGAGGAGCUGCAAGAGUCAGGGGUGGCCUAUAUACUCAAUGUAACCCGAGAAAUAGACAACUUCUUUCCAGGCACAUUCAGUUAUCACAACAUACGCGUCUACGAUGAAGAGGCCACCGACCUGCUUGCUCACUGGAACAACACAUAUAACUUCAUUGUUAAAGCAAAAAAGAACCGCUCCAAGUGUCUCGUUCACUGCAAGAUGGGUGUCAGUCGGUCUGCCUCCACCGUCAUCGCUUAUGCCAUGAAGGAGUACGGCUGGUCACUAGAGAAAGCUUAUAACUUUGUCAAGCAAAAGAGGAGCAUCACGCAACCCAACCCAGCUUUCAUGAGACAGCUGGCAGAAUACGAAGGCAUCUUGGAUGCCAGUAAACAACGGCACAACAAGCUCUGGCAUCCAGACGGAGACUGUGAGAUGGCCGAGGGACAGCAGGGAAUGGCUCAGUGCUGCAGAGGAGAGGAGGGAGGCAUCCUGACUCCAGAUCCAGGAAUGUCUCCCUGCUGUGAGGAAGCACUAUCUGAUAAAGGUGCAGCGUGCCCCUCCCCAUGCAGGACUGUUCCCCUGGAGAACGACCCAGCCUACAACAACUAUUACUUCCGCCGUCUCUCUGACUCUGCGCUGGACAGUGAACCAUCAACACCUGUGCGCGGCCCUCCCCUUCUCGGCAUGGAGAAGGUCUUUAUAGAAAUUGAGGAUGUGGAAAGGGAUGCUCUGCUGGAUGACGAGGCCUUUGAUGGCCGUGAGGGCUUGCCGCUCCCCCACUUUGGGCCGACGGCAGAGGGGACUGCGGCCCAGACCUGCAGUCGUGGUCCGGAGCCCCUUGAGGAGCUGCGUCUGAGGCUGGAAUUCAGCACAGUGGAGGAGGAGGAGGAGGAGGACGUGCAAAAGGAGGAGGCAGAGAUGGAGGUAUUAAUGCAGCCAGAUGAUGAAGGCGGUGGUGAAACGCAAGAUGUCGAAGUAGAGGGUAAUGGGAUGGACCUGGCAAGUCUCAAUGAAAAUUCCAACAAUAACAACCAUUUCAGCACUCCAUGCAACUACAAUAAAAAAGCUUCCUCCAUCCUUCUUCCAGCCGAUGCUUCUACGCCACUGCCUUGGUGUGAUCAGACCAAGUCUUAUCUGAAACGAGAUUCUCCAAACUUGGCUUCUAAGCGUUGCCUUAACCUGACUCCUCCCGAAGUCCCAAGUGCUUCAUUCCUACAGUCCCAUACCUCAGCUGAAGGCCUCAGAUCCUCAGUGGGACUGCGGUGCCCCUGUGGGCCUCUGUGUGACUGUGCCAACUGUGCUGCCUCCCCAACCAAGGCUCCACUUGAAAGAGAGGAACAGCUUGGAGAAUCACUGCAGUUAGUAGAGCCUGAGCAUAAUGGGGAGUUCUCUGAAGUAAAGACUGAGCUUGAUGAGAGUCAGUCUGCUAGUGCCUCAGAGGCUCUCCCUGAGCUGAUGAAAAUCGAUUCUGAGGACGACAAGCCUGCAGUGGCUUGCUACCUUGGCCAACAACAGGAGACCCUUUUACAGCUGCGACAAUCUGGGUUGGUCCGCCGCCGUGCAGAGAGACUAGAGAGACUUGCGGGUUUAUCUCAGGAAAGCCUGAACUCUCUGAAGCCUUUGCACGGAUGCCAAAUGUCCCAAAAGAGUCCCUUUCACACUGAGGAGGACGAGGAGUUCUCCAGCGACUUCGCUAAAUCUUCAACGCCAUGCCAAGUGCGGUUAGAGCCACUGGUCGUGCCACUGACCAAUGAAGCCUUGUUGGGGGUGGUGGGGUCUGGGCUGCUUACACCCACCUCCUCGCCUCAUGGCUCCACCUUGACACGCAGCUCCAGCAGUGACAGCCUGAGGAGCGUGAGGGGGAAGCCUGGCCUCGUACGCCAGAGGGCACAGGAGAUCGAGACCCGCAUGCGGCUAGCAGGCCUUACUGUGCCCUCGAGGCUGAAGCGGUCCAACUCGCUGGCCAAGUUGGGCAGCCUCAACUUGUCCUCCGAGGACCUGUGUUCAGUCUGCUCCUCAGAUGCAGGAACACUCCUGCUCCUCUCACUGUCGCCAGAGCCAGACCCCAGCUUGGACUGGGACUCCCCGACCACCUCUGCGCUAUCCCGGCCCCGCAAGGACUUGCACACUCCAGAGAGGGCACGACCAGGUGAACCUAGAAGCUGACAAAUCAAGUGGAGGCUGUAUACGGUCCACUCAUCCCCUCUUCUGUCACCCUGCGGGGCUGAAGAAGGUUGUACAGAUUCUGGAAACGGGAAAGGGUCGAGUCUGAGAAAAUAAAAAGAAAGCCAACUGUUGUUAUAAGGAGUGUAUGCUCUCCUUUGCCACAUUGUUUCUCAAACUGCUGUUCACAGUGAUGAAAGUCAUAUUGCUGUAUCUGAGAAGUGUGUAAAGCCAUCAGUUCACCUCUAAGUUGUUUGAUUUAUGGACAAACAAGUGCCUUACCUACGAGACCAGAGGCACAGAGCUGUGUGUUCGUCCGCAGAACGAGACGGUACGGUGAUCUGUAACCUUUAAUUUGGUGUCCACUGGCACUUAUCUUAUUUUUAUCUGUCGGGUACAAAGUGGUAGCCUACAUUGAUGAACUUGAUUCCCUCAAAGAGCUUCACAUAAAGCAAACUGUUGAAUAAACAUAGUUGUUUACCACACGGUUUAUGUUUAAGAUGCUAGCGGGUUGUAAAAUUAAUGGUUACCUCAUGUUGUGUUCAUGGAGCUUUUGCUCACAUGAACGCCAACCAAGAGUUCAAGUCAGUUCAGUUGCUGAUGUCUAGUUAAAGUGAGGAAAUCAGUUUGGUUUUUAAAUCCAUUUUAAUGCAUUUACUAUGUGUUAGUCCCUGAGUGAGUGAAUGGGAUGAGAGUAGAGAGGAGAGGUAACUUUUUGCCAGAGGCACGCUCACUGUUCUCAACAAACAGAAACAUUUCUGAGUUUGUUGUUCCUUUGCACUGCUUUUUUAUUGAGUGAAUACUGGUACACAACAAGCUAUCUUCCAAAAUAACAUUGGAGUAAUGUUAUUGACCUCAUCAUUCCCUACAAUGUUCACUGUUCUUGGAGAGCGGAGUGUGGAGUCACACUACAUGGCUGAAAAUCAUAAAGCGUGACAGAAACUGGGGAUUUAUGACAGCUAAAGUUAGCUGAACAUUCUUGACAAAACAACAGAAAACAUUACAACAUUCUUUACCUUAAAAUUAUUUAAGGGUUGCCAACAUUUUUAGCUCACAACAUUUUUUUACUUUUUUUUUUUUUUUUUCAAUGUGAAAGACCAAAGUGUUUUUGUUUUUUUUGUUUUUUUAAGUUUUUUAAUUUUGGCUGUCUUAAAUAGGAAAUGCCGUUGAAGCUGUAUAAAACAUGUGAAUCAUAACGUCAAUCACGUACAUAUUUAAAUGCUGUCACAUCUGUUUUGCACCUUUUGGGAGAAACAAAAGAGACUCGUUGGAGUCACCGGGCUCAUAGCUGUUAAGCUUUUACACUCAUAUCAUUAAUGAGUUCUGAAGCUUUUGUCACACUGACGUGACAGCGAUCACAGUAGGUUACUUCAUGGUUUGGUAACCAUUUUCUUUUUAUAUUUAAGUAUGCAGUAAUUUUUGUACUGUACAUUGCUGUAGUUUGAAUGCAUAUUGCACUUUUUAUGUUGGUAAAGAUACUGUACUGUAUGUGUUAAUUAUGGAAAUAAACAUUUCUUUUACAUAA